AUGGGUUUCCCAGUGACCAAACAGGAUAUCGAGGAACAUUUCAGUACCCAUGGCUCUGGAAAGAUCACAGAGAUCAAGCUUAUGAACGGCUUUGGAUUUAUCGAAUACGAGGAUGCCAUGGAUGCUAGAGAUGUUGUUCCAGCAUUCCAUGGCAGUGACUUUAAGGGCGAACGGCUCACCGUGCAAUUUGCACGUGGACCACGUCGUAAGGAGAACUUCCCUCCUGGCCCAAUGGACCGCCCUUCUAUGCCUCGUCCUCGCCGCACGAUUUUUCGUAUGAUGGUUUCUGGACUCCCGACAGAAACAAGUUGGCAGGAUCUCAAAGACUUCGCGCGUCAAUCUGGCCUUGAUGUUGUUUACUCAGAAACCGGUCGUGAACCUGGUAGAGGGUUUGUUGAGUUCGAAACUGCGAACGACCUCAAAACAGCCGUUGAGAAACUCGAUGGAAGAGAUUUCAAGGGCUCUAGAAUCCAAUCGUUCGAUGACCGUACUUUCCGUGAUCCCUACCGGUCUCGGUCUCCUCGUCGGAGCUACCCCCCGGUAGAAGAAUACGACCGGAGAUUCCCGGCUCCUCGUGGUUACAGCCCCCGUGCUCAUUACCGGGAGCGUUCUCCCAUCCCAAUGCGCCGGGACUAUUAUGACCGUGAUGGCUACGGCCGUCGAACCCCCCCGCGACCUCGGAUUGAAGACUACCCUGCUUCGCGUCGUCCGUAUGAUGAUCCUUAUGAUGUCCGCCCGCCGCCGCCGCCCCGUUAUGAUGAUCCAUACAUUCCGCCAAGGCCUUACGGACGUCCUCGGACUCCUCCACGGGGUGAAUAUGUUCCCUAUGAGCGCCGUGGAUACUGGUGA
Messenger RNA from Aspergillus tanneri, 849 nucleotides. RefSeq names its product putative pre-RNA splicing factor Srp2 (gene SRSF5). The coding region runs from base 1 to 849 and encodes 282 amino acids. The record is from RefSeq and is a predicted model, not a curated record. Gene Ontology annotation, molecular function: mRNA binding. The transcript is spliced from 6 exons. Gene Ontology annotation, cellular component: nucleus; ribonucleoprotein complex; cytoplasm. NCBI's taxonomy places the organism in Eukaryota, Fungi, Ascomycota, Eurotiomycetes, Eurotiales, Aspergillaceae.